Molecule: messenger RNA, 3255 nt
Organism: Notolabrus celidotus (New Zealand spotty)
Lineage: Eukaryota; Metazoa; Chordata; Actinopteri; Labriformes; Labridae
Gene: ebf1a
Product: EBF transcription factor 1a
Exons: 17
Coding region: 695-2494 (599 amino acids)
Biological process (GO): regulation of transcription by RNA polymerase II
Molecular function (GO): RNA polymerase II cis-regulatory region sequence-specific DNA binding; DNA-binding transcription factor activity, RNA polymerase II-specific
Source: RefSeq, a predicted model, not a curated record
GACCACGCCUCCCUCACCUACUAGUUCUCUCUCCUGUUUGGCAUCCCAGAGAUGGUCCAAAGUGAUUCCUCAGGGAAGAAUCGAGCGCAAAUCACCCGAGCAGGAGCUGACGAGGAGCGGAGUCGCCGUUGCCCAGGACUGCCUCUUAAUUGCGCGUAAUCUUCCGUUUUAUCCAUCUGAGCAGAGGAGAAGACUUUGUAAAGGAGGAGGUGUUUCAUCUCCCUUGGCUUUUCUUUCUCACUGUGGACUGUUUGUUGCAAAAAGUGACAUUUUGCGCGUGUUUUUGUCAGCUGCACCUUGAUCCGGAGGACUGUCGUCAACUCAGCGCAGCCUCUCAUCCUGCGCUUCCCCUUUCAUCGCUCUCACGUUGUUCAUCUUCACAGCUGCAGCUUCCCCCUCUCUCUUUUUCUUCUGGAGUCGCUGACAUGAGGUGCAGCUAACCCUGGAUGCUGACAGCUCCCCUUUUUCGUUCCACAUGUCGCAUCUUUUGUUUACUUUAAGAAAACACACGCGCAACUAAACGCCAAGUGAAAAAGACCACGCCACUUUGCUCCUCUGACAGCGCGAUCAAACAGACGCAAGAGGAGGGGAGGCAGAGAGAGAAAAGGAGGGAGCCAAGGAGAGGAGGAUAGAGAGAGACUAGAGAGAGAGAGUGAGAGAGAGAGAGAUAGCGACAGUGUGAAGGUGCGUUUUGAUGUUUGGCAUCCACGAGAGCAUCCAGAGGAGUGGGAGUAGUAUGAAAGAGGAGCCCAUGGUGGCCGGGAUGAACGCGGUUCGGACAUGGAUGCAGGGCGCCGGAGUGCUGGACGCCAACACAGCCGCCCAGAGCGGAGUGGGUCUUGCCCGGGCACACUUUGAGAAGCAGCCGCCCUCCAACCUCCGCAAGUCCAACUUCUUCCACUUCGUGCUGGCUUUAUACGACCGACAGGGUCAGCCGGUGGAAAUAGAGAGAACCACCUAUGUGGACUUUGUGGAGAAGGAAAAGGAAACGACGGGGGAAAAGACCAACAAUGGGAUCCAUUAUAGACUCCAGCUCCUCUACAGUAACGGCAUCAGAACAGAGCAGGACCUGUAUGUUAGACUCAUCGACUCAAUGACUAAACAGGCGAUUAUCUAUGAAGGCCAGGAUAAAAACCCAGAGAUGUGCCGGGUCCUUUUGACCCACGAAAUCAUGUGCAGUCGAUGCUGUGAUAAGAAGAGUUGUGGCAACAGGAACGAGACCCCAUCAGACCCUGUCAUCAUCGACAGGUUCUUCCUCAAGUUCUUCCUGAAGUGUAACCAGAACUGCCUGAAGAAUGCAGGGAACCCUCGAGACAUGAGGCGUUUUCAGGUGGUUGUGUCGACCACGGUGAGCGUGGAGGGUCAUGUCCUGGCCGUCUCCGACAACAUGUUUGUGCACAACAACUCCAAACACGGGCGCAGAGCUCGGAGACUGGACCCGUCGGAAGGAACACCGUCCUACCUGGAACACGCGACCCCGAGCAUCAAAGCCAUCAGCCCGAGUGAAGGCUGGACCACAGGGGGCGCGACCGUCAUCAUCAUCGGGGACAACUUCUUUGAUGGCCUGCAGGUCAUCUUUGGAACAAUGUUGGUCUGGAGCGAGCUGAUCACCCCCCAUGCCAUUCGUGUGCAAACUCCGCCCAGACACAUCCCCGGCGUGGUGGAGGUUACGCUGUCCUACAAAUCUAAACAGUUCUGCAAAGGCACACCUGGACGCUUCAUCUACACAGCGCUGAAUGAGCCAACCAUAGACUACGGCUUCCAGAGGUUACAGAAGGUUAUCCCCAGACACCCCGGAGACCAAGAGAGAUUACCCAAGGAGGUGAUCUUAAAGAGAGCAGCAGAUCUGGUGGAGGCUUUGUACGGGAUGCCUCAUAAUAACCAGGAGAUGAUUCUGAAACGAGCAGCAGAUAUCGCGGAGGCCCUCUACACGACAGUGCCACGAGGGCACAACCAGCUCUCUGGUCUUGGCAGCGGCUCUGUCCAUGCUGGCAUGAUGUCCGUGAACUCCUUCACUGGGUCAGAGGUGGCACAAACAGCCAAUCAGGGUUUCAGUAGGAGUACAAGCAGUGUGUCCCCUCAUGGUUAUGUCCCCAGCUCCACCCCUCAGCAGAGUAGCUACAGCUCUGUCUCCACUAGCAUGAAUGGCUACGCUAACUCUGGCAUGGCAACCUUGGGCACCUCGCCCAACUUCCUCAAUGGAUCCGCAGGCAACUCGCCCUAUGCUAUCGUCCCGUCAAGCCCAACCAUGGCCUCUUCCACCAGCUUGCCCUCCAACUGCAGCAGCUCCUCCGGCAUCUUCUCCUUCUCUCCAGCCAACAUGGUGUCCGCUGCCGUCAAGCAGAAGAGCGCCUUUGCCCCUGUCGUGCGACCCCAGAACUCCCCGCCACCCACGUGCACCAGCGGUAAUGCUAACAGCCUUCAAGAUCAGUCUUUUGUGGACUCUAGCAAGUACUCAUCAGCCAACUCUCUGCAAGGCCUGGCCUUCUCCUGAACAAUUCCGGGGAUGAUCGUUCCGCCCAUGUAGAGGAUCUGGGAAAGCUGGAGAUUUGGGAAUGUUGAGAGGAAAAAGACACAGUAGCAGAGUCUGGCGAGUCUCUGUUAUGCUCCGGAGCUGAAGGAAGUGAAGAUAAGACGCAGGACUCAGUAAAACUCAGGCCUUUCCAUUGGGAUUUCAUCUGAAGGGGUUGGGGAGAAGAAAAAAGGGACAACACGAACCUUUUGUGAUGUUAUUUCCCUCUUGGUUGAAUUAGCUUAGCUUCUCUGACACCGCGUUGGAUGGAGUGUAUAGAGACUGAUAGUUUAUCCACAGUGUGACACUGACCUCAUCAAAGGAGCAUUUAUUUAUCUUCUUUAUGUUUAUGCCUGUUAGGUUUUGGUUUCAUUACUGGAGAGCCCCCACGUUGUCUCGCAAUCCGUAAUACUCGCACAAACAACCGUCAAGUGUUGGUUUGGCUAUGAAGUUUACGUAACCUCUGUCACAAUAGGAGAUGCUUUCCUUAGCUCGGCCUGCUUGCUAAAACCACACAACAACGCAUCGGCCAAAUGGAACUACGGUCAACACAAAAAUGAAAAAAAAAAAACAAAGAAACACACAAAAGAACAAAAUCAACCCUCUUUUUUGCUGCUAAUUAUUCCAUAAAUCUAAAAGUUGUGCAACAAAAUCUCCCUAACAUCAGAAAACAUGCCUUUGAGUUCUUUCUUUUUUUGUUUGUUUGGUUUUUGUUUGAAUUUAAAUAAAACUGUGAGGAUUGA